Parnassius mnemosyne (clouded apollo) is the source of this 822-nucleotide messenger RNA. Lineage: Eukaryota; Metazoa; Arthropoda; Insecta; Lepidoptera; Papilionidae. The record is from the annotation of a GenBank genome assembly.
AUGGAAAUAAUAUCUCCGGCUAACAGUGCUAAAUGCUCAAAAAAAAUAGCUUUUUCCUCCGCCGAAAAAGAACUAAUCAUAAGUUUGGUAAGUGAACGUCCCAUUAUUGAAAACAAACAGACAAAUGCCCGAAACAUUGAGCUCAAGAGGGCGGCAUGGGACGAAAUUGAAAAUGCCUACAAUGCAGUACCUUUUGUGGUCAAGAGAACGGCAUUACAGCUAAAGAGAUGCUGGGAAAACAUAAAAAGUUGUCGUAAGAAGGAGCUGUCAAUGGAAGUCGGCAGUUUAUUACAGACUGGAGGUGGAGUUGGUGAAGCGGGCACUACAGAAAACGUCAUAGACAGUAUUUGCCCAUACAUUAAUCUGACUGUACCUGGAGUCAUUGACUCAAACACAGAAGAGAAAGUCCUAGUAAACCUGAGUUCUGUGGAAAUACAUGCUCCAGAGAAAAUAGAUAAGGAAAACCAAUAUGAUAAUGAGGUCAUAGAAAGUUUAAAAUUAAGCAAGAGCAAAAGAGGAUUAUUUCCUUUAAAAACAUUAACAGAUAACAAUGGUAAGCUCUCCAGUGAAGUCCAAGUGCGGGUAAAGCGGUGCAAGGAGAAUAUAGAGCAGGAUUCAGAAUUACAUAAAUUGAGAGUCCAGAGGGAAAAAAUAUUGAUAAAAAAAGAAGAAAUAUUAUUGGAAAAAGAGUCACAGCAAGCCACAUUUCAAAUAGAAAAAAACAAUUUAGAAAUCAAGAAACUUAAGUUAGAAAUAGCAUUAUUGGAAAAAAAAAAAAUUAAUUUAUUCAAAGUCCCUGUAAAAAUUGUUUUAUUUACAUGA